CACACACACGUACUCUCUCGAGUGCCGUAACUCUGAACAGCCUAGCAAAUCUUAACAUCCCAUGUGAAGCUCCCUGGCGAUGAAGGGGGCUCGUGUUCGCGGCGGACACGGCAGCUUUCGUGUCCUGCUCCUCCUGGCGACCGUAUGGCUGGCAAACGGCCACCCCCAGUGCCUGGACUACAAACCUCCCUUUCAGCCUUCUGGGGCUUUGGUCUUCUGCAAGGAGUAUUCGAAGUUUGGAUGCUGCGAUGUGGAGCGGGACAUCGCCAUCUCCAAUCGUUAUUAUGAGGUUAUGGAUUUCUUCGAUUACGGCGGCUUCGUCAGCUGUGGGAAAUUCAUCAAGUCGAUCAUGUGCCAGGAAUGUUCGCCAUAUGCUGCCCACCUCUACGAUGCAGAAGAUGCCAACACCCCCCUGAGGAAUCUGCCAGGCUUGUGUGGCGACUACUGCACUGAUUUCUGGCGCCGCUGCAGGUCAACAAUUAGCCUCCUCCUGACCGAGGAUGCGAGGGUGAUGGAAAUUGAGGGGGACAGAGACAAGUUCUGUGCCUUGCUGGAGCUGAAAGACCCAGAGUAUUGUUACCCCAACGUGCUGACCAAUGCCGAGCUCAAUGCCAAUUUGGGAACCGUGCAGGCUGACCCCGAGGGCUGCCUCCAGCUCUGCCUCCAAGAGGUGGCCAACGGGCUGAGGAAUCCUGUCGCCAUGGUUCACGCCAAUGAUGGUACCCACCGCUUUUUUGUGGCCGAGCAACUGGGUUACGUGUGGGUCUACAUGCCCAAUGGAUCCCGCGUUGACAAGCCAUUUCUGAACCUCACCUCAGCUGUGCUCACGUCCCCCUGGGUGGGAGACGAGAGAGGCUUUCUCUGCCUGGCCUUCCAUCCAAAAUUCAAGUCUACAGAGAAGGUGUAUGUGUACUACUCCAUCAACGUGAAGAAGGAGGAGAGGAUCCGCAUUAGCGAGUUCACCCUGUCCGUUACAGAUAUGAACAUGCUGGACCACAAUUCAGAAAGGAUCCUCCUGGAGAUUGUGGAACCAGCAUCUAAUCACAAUGGGGGUCAGCUGCUCUUUGGUUAUGACGGAUAUCUGUACAUCUUUGUCGGAGAUGGAGGAAAAGCUGGGGAUCCUUUUGGAGCUUUUGGAAACUCUCAGAACAAGUCGUCCCUGCUUGGAAAAGUCCUCCGAGUCGAUGUUGACGAUAAUAAUGAUGGCCCACCUUACUGGAUCCCUGUGGAUAACCCGUUCCUUCAGGAUGUCAAGGCUCGGCCGGAGGUGUAUGCAUACGGUGUGAGAAAUAUGUGGCGCUGCUCUUUCGACCGUGGUGAUCCUGGCACAGGGGCAGGUCGGGGUCGUCUUUUCUGCGGCGACGUAGGUCAGAACAAGUUUGAGGAAGUUGACCUCAUCAUCAAGGGAGGAAACUAUGGUUGGCGAGCAAAGGAAGGUUUCUCCUGCUACGAUAACAAGCUCUGCCACAACUCUUCCCUAAAUGAUAUUCUGCCCAUCUUUGCCUACCCACACAAGAUCGGGAAGUCGGUAACAGGAGGGUAUAUCUACAGGGGCUGCGAAAUGCCAAAUCUGAAUGGCCUGUACAUCUUUGGAGAUUUCAUGAGCGGACGCUUGAUGUCACUCAAAGAAGAUCCCAGCACUGGUGAGUGGAACUACAAGGAGAUCUGCAUGGGAACAGGACAAAGUUGCAAUUUUCCCAAGCUGAUAAACAACUAUGUCAAAUAUAUCAUUUCAUUUGCUGAAGAUGAGGCAGGAGAACUUUACUUCCUCUCCACUCGAAUUCCCAGUGCAAAGACUUAUGCUGGCGUGAUCUACAAGAUUGUUGACCCCUCCAGGAGGGCCCCACCAGGAAAAUGCAGCUUUACAGCACAUCCAGUUCCAGUGAAAGGAAAGUUGUAUCAUUUCCAUCCAAGGGAGACCCAUUCAUCUACAGCCAGUCCAACUUCACGACUCAGAGGCACAACUGGCAGGCCUGCAGCCACCCACAAACCAUACUAUACACUACCAAAGACUGCAAGUAAACUGAACAAAGGACACUCAGGCAAAAUGGACGGCCUAAAGGAUGACUCAAUUGGCAACCGCGUAAACAAGAAAGACCCAAACUCAAAGCCAAGGAAAGGAAGGCGCAGAAAACUCCGCCAAGGCAUGGUGAGGUUGGCCAGUCCAGGGAAAAGGCUGGACCGUGGUAGAGUAGAAAUCUUCAUUAAAGGAGAAUGGGGGACCAUCUGUGAUGAUCUGUUUGACCGUAAAGCAGCAACUGUGGUUUGCCGGCAGCUGGGUUACCCCUUUGCAAUCAGAGUAGCUAAGCGAGCAGAAAUGGGGCAAGGUAACCAUCUCAGCAUACUUUUGGAUGAUGUGAAAUGUGAGGGGACUGAAAGAACUCUGCUCGACUGUCAGCGAUCUAAAAUUGGACAACAUAACUGCUCCCAUAAAGAAGAUGUGGGUGUGAUCUGUGGUUACUCAGAAUAUGACGAGGAAGAAGGGUAAUGUUCAUCAUACCUUAUUGUAAAGGGAACCAGCUGGAAGGGAAAGGACCAUAUUUGCACUGUCUUCUUCUGUAUACUUCAAAAAGUCUCUGUUCA
Erpetoichthys calabaricus (reedfish) is the source of this 2583-nucleotide messenger RNA. RefSeq names its product HHIP-like protein 1. The record is from RefSeq and is a predicted model, not a curated record. Lineage: Eukaryota; Metazoa; Chordata; Cladistia; Polypteriformes; Polypteridae. Gene Ontology annotation, cellular component: membrane. The transcript has 9 exons. Bases 80 to 2488 code for a protein of 802 amino acids.